AUGUCUGGAGCAAGAACUCGAGCUCAAAAUGCCGCUAACGCUCCUCACAAUCAAUCUCGUACCAUCCAAGACCUCACCGCCCUCGUCCGAGAACAAAAUGAACAAAUCAACCGCCUUGUUAACCUUCAAAACCAAAACCCUCAUCCACCUCCUCCUCCUCCUCCCCAACCUAGAAUUACAGCCCCACAAGCCACCUACGAGCGAUUCUUGAAAAUGCAUCCUACCGAAUUCCACGGCGGCCCAAGUCCAACUGUUGCCGAAGAAUGGAUCAAAUCCCUCGAAGAUAUUUUCGAGUACAUGGUGAUGAACGACAGCGACCGAAUCCAUUGCGCACUAUUCUUGUUGAAAAACGAAGCCCGGAAUUGGUGGGAAGGCGCAAAGAGUGGAAUCGAUCUAGCAAAUACCACUUGGGAAGCUUUCAAAGUUCUUUUCUUCGAAAAGUACUUUUCCAAGAAUGUUCGAGCACAAAAGCUUAAGGAGUUUCUCGAACUCAAACAAGGAAACCUAACCAUUGCCGAAUUCACACGCCGUUUCGAGCAAGGAAGCCUCUACGCGCCUUUCAUAUCCAAAGACGACACCGAAAAGAUGAAUCACUACCUAAGAGGCCUCAACCCGAUAAUCAAGCGCGACGUUCGACUAACCUCUGCCUCUACUUUCCGCGGAGUAGUGGACAAAGCCUUAGAAGCCGAACAAGACGAGAUGGAAAUCCGACAAUGGAGACCUCCUCACGAUGCCUCUUCUCGACCAUGGAAGAAACCGAACCUCAACAACUCCAAGGGAAAGCAACCGAUCAACCGAGCAACCGUGACCCCGAGCAACAAGCCCUUUUGCCCUAAAUGCAAGCGAGAACAUUCAGGCGAUUGUGUUACCGGAACUGACCAUUGUUUUCGAUGCAAGAAGCCCGGACAUAUGGUCCGAGACUGCCCUAUCGCCCCGAGACAAGUGCCGGGACGAGUAUUCGCCAUGACAAGAGACCAAGCCGAAGCUGACCCGUCAAUGAUCGCAGGUACCGUUAGUGUGUAUAAUAAUUCCGUGUAUGCCCUCAUCGACUCCGGAUCAACUCACUCAUUCAUCUCAAGUACCCUCGUUGCCGAACUCCGCCUAGUCCGUAGUCAAGCCGAUGCCUUGUUUAGCAUACUUAUUCCUUCCGGUGAUGAACUUAAAUAA
Molecule: messenger RNA, 1167 nt
Organism: Erythranthe guttata (spotted monkey flower)
Lineage: Eukaryota; Viridiplantae; Streptophyta; Magnoliopsida; Lamiales; Phrymaceae
Biological process (GO): proteolysis
Molecular function (GO): zinc ion binding; aspartic-type endopeptidase activity; nucleic acid binding
Source: RefSeq, a predicted model, not a curated record